This is a messenger RNA of Camelus dromedarius (Arabian camel), 2710 nucleotides long. RefSeq names its product ubiquitin like modifier activating enzyme 5 (gene UBA5). Gene Ontology annotation, biological process: protein ufmylation. The record is from RefSeq and is a predicted model, not a curated record. Gene Ontology annotation, cellular component: cytosol; cytoplasm. The coding region runs from base 376 to 1587 and encodes 403 amino acids. Gene Ontology annotation, molecular function: UFM1 activating enzyme activity. The transcript is spliced from 12 exons. NCBI's taxonomy places the organism in Eukaryota, Metazoa, Chordata, Mammalia, Artiodactyla, Camelidae.
GAAUAAAAGAUCCCGGGGUUACUCCUAGUCGCCCGGUUGGAAAGGCAACAUCACAGGCCGUGGGCUCUGGACACCUAUGACCCCUGUCCUGCUGCGGCCUGGUCUCUUGGCCCAGGCGAAGAAGGAAGCUGAAAGGGGCGGGUUUUUUUUAAUCUGAGGGGGGAGCAAUGACUGCAACGCACCGGAAGCGGCCCGUGGGCGGCCGCAGGGAGCUGCGGAGACGUGUCGGUCCGGGAGGCGCUGGGAGCGCUUCCCCCGGGGUCUGGGUUAGGAAGGCUGCCGCGAGGUCCUCGCGGGACCAGCAGGCCUAGCAGCGUGGGUCGGCGGCGGCGGCGAAGGCCGGGGCUGGGAGCGCUGGCAGCCGGGGUCCCAGCCAUGGCCGAGUCUGUGGAGCGGCUGCAGCAGCGGGUCGAGGAGCUGGAGCGGGAGCUGGCCCAGGAGAGAAGUCGCCGGGCCCUGGGGGGCGGCGACGGUGGAGGCGGUCGGGCCCGCAUCGAGAAGAUGAGCCCGGAGGUGGUGGACUCCAACCCCUACAGCCGCCUGAUGGCAUUGAAACGAAUGGGAAUUGUAAGCGACUAUGAGAAAAUCCGUACCUUUGCUGUAGCGAUAGUAGGUGUUGGUGGAGUUGGCAGCGUGACUGCUGAAAUGUUGACAAGAUGUGGCAUUGGAAAGUUGCUACUCUUUGACUAUGACAAGGUGGAACUGGCCAAUAUGAACAGACUUUUCUUCCAGCCUCAUCAAGCAGGAUUAAGUAAAGUUCAAGCAGCAGAACAUACUUUGAGGAACAUUAAUCCUGAUGUCCUUUUUGAGGUACACAACUACAAUAUAACCACUGUAGAAAACUUUCAACAUUUCAUGGAUAGAAUAAGUAAUGGUGGAUUAGAAGAAGGAAAACCUGUUGACCUAGUUCUUAGCUGUGUGGACAAUUUUGAAGCUCGAAUGACAAUAAAUACAGCUUGUAAUGAACUUGGACAGACAUGGAUGGAGUCUGGGGUCAGUGAAAAUGCAGUUUCAGGGCACAUACAGCUCAUAAUUCCUGGAGAAUCUGCUUGUUUUGCGUGCGCUCCACCACUUGUAGUUGCUGCAAAUAUUGAUGAGAAGACUCUGAAACGAGAAGGUGUUUGUGCAGCCAGUCUUCCUACCACCAUGGGAGUGGUUGCUGGGAUCUUGGUACAGAAUGUGUUAAAGUUUUUGUUAAAUUUUGGUACUGUUAGUUUUUACCUUGGAUACAAUGCAAUGCAGGAUUUUUUUCCUACUAUGUCCAUGAAGCCAAAUCCUCAGUGUGAUGACAGAAAUUGCAGGAAGCAGCAGGAAGAAUAUAAGAAAAAGGUAGCAGCGCUGCCCAAACAGGAGGUUGUUCAAGAAGAGGAAGAGAUAAUACAUGAGGACAAUGAGUGGGGCAUUGAGUUGGUAUCUGAAGUUUCAGAAGAGGAACUGAAAAAUUCUUCAGGUCCAGUUCCUGACUUACCUGAAGGAAUUACGGUGGCAUAUACAAUUCCCAAAAAGGAAGAUUCUGUACCUGAGGUAACAGUGGAAGAUUCUGAAGAAAGCUUGGAAGACCUCAUGGCCAAGAUGAAGAACAUGUAAAUAACGGACUGGCCUGUGUUUUAUUUCCUGUGUUUAAGCCUAUUCCCUUGCAAUUAAAAAAAAUCAUUUUAAAACAGAAAACUUGGGGCAACAUCAAUUGAUGUAUCUUCACUAAAUUGUUAUACUUUUUGAAAAUACUGUUGAGUAUUGCUUGUUGCUCCCCUCCCCUUCAACUAAAUCAGAUACUCUCCUAAAAUUCAUGUCUUGUUCUAGGAAGAAAACUUCAAAGGAUUAAUGUAGGCAGUUACAAGUCUUAUCCAAACUUAGCCAUUGAACUGUUUUGGCUUUUUGGGAAAGGUAGGAAGAAAGGACCAUUCUGAUGCCACAUUCCUUUUCUUUCCAGUAAUCCUUUGUAGUCCGUUGCCUGAGGCCAGUGGACAAUACAGUAGUGUGUGGUCAAAUAUAGGGAAAGGACAAGAGAUAGAACAUACCGAUUGGAGCCAGCACGCAUCUACUCAUUGUGUUUGGAAUUGCUCCCUACAAGAAAACUGGCCACUACUGCUAACCUGGCCAACGAUGAAUUUCAAAUAGUUAACCCUUAAAAUAAAAACAUCCUCUCAAAUGUUUCCUGAUGAAAUACAAGUUGAAAUGUAGUCAGUAGAAAAGUUUGCAAACCUGUGAAUUUUAUAUUCAAAACGAGACAAAGGCAAAUAAAAGGAAGCUCUCUUCACGGAUAGUCAGAUAAAGGUAUUUUCAGGAUGUACAAAUUAUAUUUCUGCACCGAAUAAGGAAAAGCAUUUCAUCGGUGGGACACAUAUCUGAGUCAGUGUGCUUUACUGAGGAGCAAAGGAUAAAUUUAGGCUAAGAUCAUCUGAAUUAUACCCAUCAUAUGGGCUACCUCCUGAAUACUUUAUUUCAUUUAAAUUUGAUAUUUUAACAUUGGCAAGGAUUUGUCCUGGAUAGUGGGCAAUGAAAGAGGCCUAAAUUGUCUCUGCAAUGACUGACAUGUAUUUCUUCUUGGGGAAGAGUAUCAUUUUCCCUGAUCAUGACCACUCAAUCAUAAACUGAUAAACUGGUUUUGUCUGGAGUUCGCAUACAAAUAAUGAAGGCUUAGAGAGCCUUGGUUGAAAUAAAUUCCUAAUGAUUUAAUGACCAAUAAAGAAACGUGCAUGUGUAACCAUUA